GGAGUGCGUGUUGUACCGUUGUGUGUCAGUGUUCAGAUUAUUCACUGAAAAUUAAGGUCUCGUAGCAUGUCUUGACGAGUAGGAGGGGCUCUUCAACGGGGUUUUCGGCAGACAAGGGUUCUCCAAAAUGGCGGGCGGUCAGCAGCUUCCCGAACAGUACACGGUACCGCAGCUCGCUAGGGUCUUCCACGGCCUGCCGCACCUCAACGUCUCUCUUUACUCGGUCAACAACACCUUCAAUCCACAUUCCGAAAUUUAUCUCGAGAGCCUCGGGAUACUUGGAAGUAUCCCUGCAGCCUGGUUAAUCCUGACGUUGCUGGUGCUCCUGGUCUACCUGGUAACGAGAUGCUGCGACCGGAAGCCGCGCCCCAGGAGGUCGAUAACCCUGCUGAAGUGUUCGCUGGCCAUCCUGGCGUUGCUCUGUAGCGGAGCUGUUGCCGUCGGCCUCUACGGUAACGACGACGUGCACAACGGUUUGGUGCAAUUGGUGGCCGCUGCUAAGAACGUCGAUGGUAUUCUCAUGGGUGUACGGAAUCAGACCAACACCAUCGAGAUGACAUUGAAGGAGAAGGUGCAGCCGCAGUUGACUGCCUUGGGGGACGAUUUCGAUGCCCCCGUCAGCAAUAAAACCAUGCUUGGCCUGCUGUUGGCCGCUCUGCAGAGCGUGAAGCACAGCACGAACAUCGCCAUGAACCGGAGCUUCGAAAUUCGAAAACCGCUGAGCGGAAUCAGCCUAGCCGGUGCGAUCGGCAUAGGAGAGAAGAUAGAGCAAUUAAGGUGGCCUGUCACUAUGGCCGUUCUCAGCGCGCUUCUCGUUCUCUGCGUGGUGCUGGUCGUCGGAGUUGCGCGACAUUCCAGAUGCGUUCUCAUAACAUUCUCCGUGUUUGGUCUAUUUGCUGUGAUAGUCUCCUGGCUGAUGGCUUCACUGUAUCUCGCAACUUCAGUGGCCUUAGGUGAUCUCUGCGUGUCUCCAGACGGUUACUUAACCAGAGCGGUACCGUCCACUCUAGCCUCCGAGGUUCUUUCAUAUUACACACAUUGCGAGAACACGCGCAGUAAUCCAUUUAGUCAGAAAUUAAGCGACGGUCAAAUCGCGGCCAGUAACAUGAGGGAGAAUAUGAACACGGUGACCAGGUUGGCACUGGAACUGUUCAAGGAUCUGCAGUUGCAAUCAAAGCUGAACAAUCUUUCAAACGACGUGAACACGGUGAACAAACUCAUGUCGGGCUUGACCACGUUACUUGAUUGCAAACCUCUUCACAAGCAAUACAUUCAUGCCGCAAAAAGCUUAUGUCAUUUAGGAUUGUACGGAUUAACAUUCAUGCUGUUGGCGAGCCUAACCGCGGGACUGUUCUUCACAGUGCUAGUUUGGGUGGACUCUCACACUUGGAUCUAUAUUCGAAAGCGAAGAGAUUACCAUCAAGUCGACGAACAGGACCCGUAUCUACCGCCAUCGGCAGCUUCGCAGGCGAUAGCAGCGCGGACCCUUCGAGGCCAAGGGUCGUACCCGCCUACAGCCCCUUCUGUAUUUUAUCCGAAUGCUCAUGGCACUCAAAAUACCAUUAAGCAGCCUCUCUUGCUAACGCCGCCCCCGCCGUCCUACGCUACUGCGACUGCUCGAGCACGUCAGCUGCACGAGAGCAUGCUAAAAGGUGGGGGUAUUAAUGGCAGCGGAGGAGGCGGGGAUCACAAAUCGUCUCAGCAUAAUCAGCAAUCGACAGGUGGACGAGCUGAGCACCGUUCUGGGCUCGGAGAUCAACCUGGCCAGUACGCGACUUUGAACAAGCAGUGCAAGACCCUCGAGUCAAGUAGGGAACCACCUUGGACACCAAGCGUGGCGUCCUUUACCGGUACCCUGUCUCACAAUUCUCAUGGACCUGCUCAUUUGGCCACUUUCCAAGAUUCUCGCAAGACACAGACCUUAGAUCCUAAGAAUCUAGCAAAUCUAAAAAGAGGUCCGACUCCGGCUUGGAAUCAGAAUCGUCCGUUGCCACCAAAUCCCAGUAGUCAACCAACUUGGGAGUUUGAGUCCCGUUCACAGACCAAUAUGAACCAAUUUCGAUCCCUGGUACGAAACAAGACACCAAAUAUUCGAAUACAGGAUCAGAUGCAAGAUCAGGUGCGAACAUUAGACAGAAAUUUUACCAGGAAUCAAUUCAAUGGUACCACGCAGAAUAACGCCGUACCAAAUAUGUACGGAACAUAUAAUCGAGCUCAAUCGAGACAAGAAAACAAAUCAACGGUGGCAACGUUGAGCCAAGUACAGGGUAGCGAUCCCAAUUUGUACGCCGUAACGGAACUAUAAAAUCAAACGACACACCAAACGCAAGCAAACUGCCAUUAUCAAAAACAUUGAAACACCAACAGAUGGAUGUUCGCUGAAACAUAUUCAUCGAAUGUUUACUGAAAUUUAAGAAUCGUCAAAGCACCGUGUUAUCCAGGAAACUCAUCUUGGAAGCAUUCUACAUUUUUAAACUAUUUAAGUACGAACAUGCGUAUUUUAAUAUGCGCAUUCUUAUUUUAUAUGAUAAACUUAAAGAAAAAUGGCUCAAUCGUUUGGUAACUUUUGAUAAGAAUCACGAACAUUUAUAUACGUUUAAACGUAAGAUUUUACACAGAGUCGUCAUUUUGAGUACAAUUGGUGGAGACUGCGAAACUAGAGUUUUCACCUAUGUUUCCCGCAAUGAUGUUCAGAAUUUUCGGGAAAUGGAAACAAAAGCAAAGUAAGAGGAAGAGGAAAAACAUGCAUCUUUUACAUCAUAAACAUUCGCACAUUUAACAUUUCUCAUCAAUUUCCCGAAUGAAAAGGAUGAAGGAAUUGCAAUUUGAACGUGAUGAUGGUUCGGUGAAGAUAGUUGUGCAAGAGUGGCGAUUUAAUCGAGAAGGUCGACGAGUAGUGUGAGCAAGAAAAAACGGGGGCAAAAAGUCUUGGAAUCAAGGAGUUCUCAAGUAGAACGAUGUGUACCGCGUUGUAAAAAAUCGCGUUGAAAUCGAAAAACGGCGAAGAAAGGUAUAGGGAUUCAUUUACAUUGAUAAUCGAAAUAUAUUUAGAUUAAUAUUACUAUAUCGAAUUUUUCUG
Molecule: messenger RNA, 3079 nt
Organism: Eufriesea mexicana
Lineage: Eukaryota; Metazoa; Arthropoda; Insecta; Hymenoptera; Apidae
Gene: tty
Product: tweety
Exons: 9
Coding region: 128-2305 (725 amino acids)
Cellular component (GO): plasma membrane
Molecular function (GO): volume-sensitive chloride channel activity; intracellularly calcium-gated chloride channel activity
Source: RefSeq, a predicted model, not a curated record